Prorocentrum cordatum is the source of this 1491-nucleotide messenger RNA. The record is from the annotation of a GenBank genome assembly. Lineage: Eukaryota; Dinophyceae; Prorocentrales; Prorocentraceae.
AUGCAGCGCCAUGGCGCACAUAAGAUAGCCGCUGGGAAAGAGGAGGCCUCGCCUCUCCUGAAGGGUGGGGUCGACCUAAACUACAGCCUGGAGGAGGGUGAUCGAAGGGGCCGCCAAGUCACCCUCGAGGAAGACCUCGAGGAGAUCGGCGUCCGUCGCCUUCACUGUGUGCUCGCCGCCGCCUGCCUGUUGACGAACCUGGCCCCCGCCACAAUCGCCGGGGCCUUCCCCUAUAUUAAAGCAAAUGUGGCACACGAGUUCGGCUUGAGUUUCGCCCAGACAGCCCUUGUCUCUACCGGCGGCAUCUGGGCCAGCGUGGUAGGGUCGGUGUCGUUUGGGCGGAUGGCGGACACGUUCGGGCGGAAGUGCACCAUCCUGGUUUGCGCAGGGCUCACUCUCGUGCUGGUGCUUGCGCAGUUGGCGUGCAGAGGCGCUCCCGGUUUUUGGCUGCUGGUCUCGCUGCAGACGUUGCUGGGGCUUCCGUACGGGGGCCUCCACACGAUUGUGGUCCCAUAUUUGUUGGAGUUCUGCAGCAGGGGCAGUCGGGGCAUGAUGGGCUCACUGGUUAACCUGGGCUGGGUCCUCGGGAACAUCUACUGCAUCUUGAUGGUUCGCGCAGUCGGAGCGGACCACUGGCGGCUCUGUCUGCAGACGGCGGUGCCCCCCUGCCUCCUGCUGCUGCUCUGCGUGCCGCUGCUGCCUGAGAGCCCCCGGUGGCUCACGGCCGCCGGCCGGCCGGAGGAGGCGCGGCGGGUCCUGCGGCUGCUGCGGGACUCCCCGCCCGCGGGCUGCCGGCCCGCGCCCGCCUGCGCGGGUGCGGCUGCAGAGCCCGAGGCGGCGCCCCCGGCGCUGCAUGCCCAGAUGCCAGCUGGCCCCGCGACCCCGCUGGAGCAGACCGCGCGCGUCCUCCGAGAGAUGGCGUCGCCCGAGCUGCGGUGGGAGACCGCCACGGUCUGUGCGCUGUUCGCGUGCGCGGGCGCCCAGGGCUUCUCCUUCUGGGCGUUCGGCCCAGACCUCGUGGAGACUGCCACCGGCGAGAAGCCACCUCUCUGGACCUUUGUAGGGAUGGAGGUCGUCGGUAUAGUCUCCACCAUUCUCGCCGCCGUGGCGGCGGACUCCGCGGGCAGGAGGCCUCUGCUGAUGCUCGGUGGCGCGGUGGGCCUCCUGGUCCUGGCGGUGCUGCUGCUGCGGCCCUCGCCGGCGGUGGGGUGCCUCUCCUGGCUGCUGGUGGGGUGCUGCCAGAGCCUGGUCUGGACGAUCGUCCCGGUCUACUCGGGCGAGGUCUUCCCCACGCGCCUGCGCGCCACCGCCGGCGGCCUGGGCCUGAUGUGCAGCAUGAUCGUGGGCGGGCUGACCCCGCCGCUGAUCGGCGCGCUCCUGGCCAGGUCCUUCGCGCUGGCUCUCGCCGCCAUGGCCCUCCCGCUCUGCACCACCCUGCUGGUGGCAGCCUUCAUGAUGCGAGAGACCGCGCGGACGGCGACUCUGGCCUGA